AUGAUCAUACGUCUGUUACUCAUACUAUGCGCUGUUUAUGCAAGAAUGCCGUUGCACAAAAUAAAAAAGGCGCAAGAGAUUUUAUUUAGAGAUGAUAACAGCAUGACAAUCAAUCCUGAUGGGCCAUUAAAUCUUCUAAGCGGAUAUAUCUCGCACAAGGCUGGAUACAUGCACAAUAUGCGAUUUUUUUCUCCUGAAAUAGAAGCAAAUUAUAGCAUGAAGAAAAGUGCAGAGUCCACAGAAAGUGUGCAUGUAUACACAUAUACUAGAAAUCCAGAAAGCGAUAAAGUAUAUAAAGAUCUGUUUUCUAACAGAAAAAAGAUCCAAUAUCUGUACAAUUUUCAUCUGGCAAUGAUUUACAUGUUUCCAUCAGAAAGCAACAGCCUUUCUAUUGAAUUAUGUAAAUCAGACUCGAUUACUCGAUUCUUAAGAUUCCACAGUGACAAACUAGACAGUAUGUAUCUUCUUGCUUCGCUGCUGCUUCUCUCUGAGGGCGUGUAUGUCCCCAUUAAAAUAGAAAAAAACAUCCCAGGAGAUGAGACAAUUAUUCUAAGAGGACAAGAUCACAUACCCCCAUAUAUUAAUCUAAACAUGCGUUUAUUAGGUAUUUUACCCAAUGAAAGAGGGCAGUUAAUUUACCAGAAAGAAACAGAAGAAAUUAUAGAGUUUUUUAAAAAGAUUAAUACUCCCCAGUACAUAUAUUUGUUAAAAGAAUAUGGCGAGCCAAGAACACAAAGUGAAUUUACUUCUGGUGAAUUUUUAAAUAGUCCGAGAUUCCUCAUACAGUCUUAUAUUUUUGAGUAUAUAGAUGAAAUAGAGCAGUAUAAGACAUUAGUAAAUUGUGUAAUGGAAUUGCUGGAUUAUAUAAAUUCGCAUAGAAGAACUUCAAAAAAUAGGAACAAACUGGCUAUAACAGCGAGUAGAAGUUUAUUUGUGAAAAAAGAAGUUUACAGCACUAUGAAAAAUCAUAUUAUACCGUUUUGCGAUCUUAAAUCUGAAAUGGAAAAAACGGCUGUUAUUCCUUUUACAAACAACGCUAUGGCGCUGGCAUAUACUCGGGUGCCAGAGUACUGCCAGAAUGAUAAAACAACUAUAAAAGAUGAGACACUUUAUUAUAACAAUCAUGUGGAAACUAUGCUUUUAAAUCUUUUUUGCUGUCUUACAUAUAACCCAGAAACUAAGAUGUACACAAAAGAAUGGAUUAAAAGCGCGCCGGCUCCUUUAAGAGAGUUUUUUGAUAAGCAUUCAUUGCCAACUGAGUGUGCAAGCCAGGAGAUGCACAGGGACUGGUGCAAGGUUGUAUCUGGCUUGUUUAAUCCGAAUAUUGGCUAUGCCCGAAACAGCAGAAAUGAACUGCUAGGCGGGUUAGUAAACAUUCUCUAUGUUAUAUCCGAAAUAACUGGCGGCAGCACUAUCAUAGACAAUGCAAUUAGGUACAUAACAACCGUUCCAAUGAGCACGGAAAUAGAAACACAUAUACUUAAUAAUAUAUCAAAUCAUUUACAAUUAAUUUUUUCCUCUCUUACAAAGAGUCGAAAAGUCUACAUAUACAUUCCCUCUUUAACCAAAAGGCCAAGAAAAAAUGGGGUACUUGAUAUAUUUGGAGAUGUUAUAUUAAAAUUUGUGUUUAACAACGAAAGAAGAAGUGUAAUGUUAAAUAUUAUGCCAGUGUUUUCUAAGUUUUCUUUAAUAGCAGCAGAAAGUUGCAUUUCAGUAGAAAUAUGCACUAAACUUCAGAUGAUUAAAGAGAAAUAUGAAAAUGCAAAUAACUACAUUGGGCAUAUUAUUCUGGAGUUUGCUAAUGCAAAUCUAGAGUAUAUUGAGGCCAAGAAAAAACCAAAGGAAGACGUUGUCUGCUAUUCAAUGCCAAAUAUAACCAAGUAUACGCCUAAUGAAAUAUUUGUAUGGAGGCCAAUAGAUUCGCUAAGCUAUAAAUGUUUUUUGGUCAAAACUUUUUUAAUAAGCGCCAGUAAUAUAGACAUAUCUAUAAACAAACAAUUUGCGCGAUUUACUAAAAAUAUUAUUGGAAGUGUAUCUCUUGACAACCAAAUAGAAAGAAAAAAGAUUCUGUCUGGAUGUGUGUACAAUCCACAAUAUGUAACAUUCUACCCCAAUAUUGAAUAUCAUAUAGAACAUCUUCCAGAUUUAGAGCUUGGUAUUGUUGAUAUAAGAGAGAGAUUUGCUGAGCUAAUAAGUGGUAAGUAUUUAGAAUCUGACAUGCAGGCCUCCUUUUACCAUCUGCUGCUUCUUCCAAUUUGUAAUAGAGAAACAUUCAAUCUAUUUGGAACACUAGAGUGUUUUAAGAGUAUUUGUGUUACACUAGCUAAAAAAUAUACAACUGUGUAUAAAAACAGCCCAAAGAAGAGCAUUUUAAUGCUGUAUUGGACUCUAUUUUUCAUGAAGCAGUAUCUAAAUCCUAUUAACCCACAUGCAUUAGACAAUGUUUUUUUCGCAUGGCUAACAUAUGCAUGCAGUGAAACCAAUUAUAAUUCAGAAAUUAUUGCUUGCAUAUAUGGCAUUUUAAAUUAUAAAAAUGUCUCCAUUGAGCUUACACACAGCCCUGCAUAUAUAAUGAAUACCGAUUUUAAUCGGAUUUUAUCUGUUUUCCUGUCGGAGAAGAAUACACUUUGCAUAGCAAAUAAUCCAGAAAGCGAAGAAAAAUAUGAGAUGAUUUCAAACUAUUUUAAGCAAAAUACUGCCUCUUCACAUAGUAGGGUUUUCUUUACCAAUCCAGUUGUCAUUUGAAGAUAAAAUAUAAACUUUUGAUGAAUACACGGAUUUCGGAUUAUUUAUACAUAACAUGAAAUUCUUAAGAAGCGAACUAGUUUUUUAACAGUUGGUUAUUGGCUUA
Nematocida parisii ERTm1 is the source of this 2851-nucleotide messenger RNA. RefSeq lists its product as uncharacterized. The transcript has a single exon. Lineage: Eukaryota; Fungi; Microsporidia. The coding region runs from base 1 to 2745 and encodes 914 amino acids. The record is from RefSeq and is a predicted model, not a curated record.